This is a messenger RNA of Blumeria graminis f. sp. triticale, 1632 nucleotides long. The record is from the annotation of a GenBank genome assembly. NCBI's taxonomy places the organism in Eukaryota, Fungi, Ascomycota, Leotiomycetes, Helotiales, Erysiphaceae.
AUGUCUGUUCAAAAAAAUCUCGAAGAUGAGCCUCAUAAUAUUUACGAUACGAUUCUCACACUUGACUUUGGUUCCCAAUACACGCAUCUAAUCACAAGACGACUCCGAGAGCUUAAUGUCUACUCGGAGAUGCUUCCCUGUACGCAGCAGCUGGCCAAUCUUACUUGGAAGCCCAAGGGAAUUAUCUUAUCCGGAGGACCAUAUUCUGUGUAUGAACCUGGUGCUCCCCACGUUGAUCCAUCAAUUUUCGAUCUAGGAGUCCCGAUUCUUGGUAUUUGCUAUGGGCUACAAGAAAUAGCAUGGCAUCAUGGAAAAGAUGUCAUCGCUGGAACAGAACGAGAAUAUGGUCAUGCAGAUGUGCACGCCCAUAGACAAGAGGGGUUUGUUGAUAGGCUCUUCAUUGACCUUGAAGAUGACUUCAAGGUAUGGAUGUCACAUGGGGAUAAGCUUGGGGCUCUUCCUAAUUCAUUUCACACGAUCGCAUCAACAAAAAGCUCUCCGUUUGCAGGGAUAGCUCAUUUACUGAAACCAAUUUAUGGAAUUCAGUUCCACCCUGAAGUAACACACACCCCGAGAGGCGCCAAACUAUUGCAAAACUUUGCAGUUGAUAUUUGUGGAGCAAAGCAGAAUUGGAACAUGGACUCCUUUAUUGAAAAAGAAAAGAAUAGAAUCAGGUGUUUAGUAGGCGAUAAAGGACAGGUACUUGGUGCCGUGAGUGGGGGAGUAGAUUCAACUGUCGCUGCUAAACUUAUGCAUGAUGCUAUCGGAGAUCGUUUCCAUGCCGUUCUCGUUGAUAAUGGAUGUAUGCGCCUAAACGAAUGUGAACAAGUGCAGAAAACUCUUUCGAAGGAACUUGGUAUCAACCUUACUGUUGUCGAUGCUUCGGACCGCUUCCUUGAUGGGCUGAAAGGCAUAACUGAUGAUCCUGAAGCCAAGCGAAAGUUCAUAGGAGCUACGUUUAUUGAUGUUUUUGAGGCAGAGGCUCUCAAGAUUGAAGCAAAAGCCUUCAACACUCCGCAGGCUGGAAGAAUUGAGUGGUUCCUUCAGGGAACUCUUUAUCCGGACGUGAUUGAAUCGAUCUCCUUCAAAGGACCCUCGGCAACCAUAAAAACGCACCACAACGUAGGCGGGCUGCCAGAGCGCAUGAUGAAUGGACAGGGUCUAAAGCUGAUUGAGCCAUUGAGAGAGCUUUUCAAAGAUGAGGUUCGAGAAAUGGGACGUCAGCUUGGAAUCGACGAGGAGCUCGUGAUGCGACACCCCUUCCCAGGACCCGGCAUUGCCAUUCGCGUCCUGGGAGAAGUAACGCGGGAUCAGGUGGCUAUUGCACGAAAAGCCGACUACAUUUUUAUUGACGAGAUCCGCAAGGCGGGCUUGUACAACCAGAUUAGUCAAGCUUAUGCCGCACUCUUACCAGUCAAAGCGGUCGGUGUUAUGGGGGACAAGCGAGUCCACCAACAGGUGGUUUCAUUGCGGGCUGUACAGACUACCGAUUUCAUGACUGCAAAUAUCUUCCAUUUUGAUUGGGAAUUUUUGGAGAAGGUCAGUAGUCGCAUUUGUAACGAGGUGGAUGGUGUUUGUCGGGUGGUGUAUGAUAUGACAAGUAAGCCACCAGGAACAAUCGAAAUGGAGUAA